This is a messenger RNA of Aspergillus sclerotioniger CBS 115572, 1371 nucleotides long. RefSeq lists its product as uncharacterized. The transcript has 4 exons. NCBI's taxonomy places the organism in Eukaryota, Fungi, Ascomycota, Eurotiomycetes, Eurotiales, Aspergillaceae. Gene Ontology annotation, biological process: protein homooligomerization. The record is from RefSeq and is a predicted model, not a curated record. The coding region runs from base 1 to 1371 and encodes 456 amino acids.
AUGGCGAGUGAGGCUGGACGACCGAUCGUGAGCCAGUCGCCCAGCAGACGGGAACCCAAAUGCACGCUGCCGCCGGAGAAGGUCUUUUCGAUCCAGAUAGGAACGGAGCUCUUCCGGCUCUCAGGGGCCUCCAUUGCUUCCGAUGCCCCGUCAUAUUUCUCCCGCUUCUUCGAAGAACAGCUGCGCCUGCAUGGAGACGUCUCCAACGUCAGAACCCUCUACAUUGAUCGGGAUCCGACUACAUUCCAGGAGAUUGCCAAACAUCUGCAAGGCUACCAUAUCCUGCCCAAAGAUGGGCCCCAAUUCGUGAAGUUCUUCGCCGAUGCCCAGUUCUACAGCUUGCCUCGGUUGAUCUCCCAACUGUUCGAAUCGGAGAUCUUCGUCCGAAUUGGUGGUCGCAAUUUCCAGAUCCCUCGCGACAUCUUCUCCGGCCCUGGUGAUACUCCGAACUUCUUCACGUUGGGAUUCGCGGCCUUUUUUGCCUCGCCGACGGAAGUAUUUCCCGGGCUCGACCGGCAAGGUUUGCUGCGGCCACCGGCGAUCACACCCCCCAGCGUCCCCAGCCGUUCGGGGGAAGUCUUUGCACAGCUCCUCCACCUCCUUCGCGGGUAUCCUUUGGACAUUCGAAGCGAAUCGCAUCGCGAAGAGCUCCUUCGAGAUUGUCGCUACUUCCAUCUACGUGGGCUGGAGCAGAAACUUAUACCUCAUCAUAUCAGCUUCAACCCCGUCCGCAAACGGGAUGAGAUUAUCAUCCGUCUCGAGGACGUCCGUCGGUCUGGCAUUGAUGUCGAGGAUAUCCCUCUUCCUCCCGGCCCGAUGCAGGCGGACGUCGUGUCCGCAGGCUUUGUUACCUAUACGCGGCCGUUCAUUGACGAGAAGAAGUACGAUUUGAUCAUCGAGAUUGGCGACGAAAGCACCGUCCUCGACAUGACCAGCAGACGUCCCACCUUUCUGGGCGCUACGAAAACCCGCAUCACCAGCCUCUUGCAGAUAAUCGCCAGCAAGAAACCCAACCAGAACCGGCUAGCAGGGAUGGAUGGAUCGCAGCCCCCACCGGAAGACCGUCUGUGGGCCUCGCUGUCGAUGGACACUGAUAUGACCGUUGAUGGAGAACGAGAAUACUUUCCCGACAUCCUCCGGGACAAUACGCCUGGCCUGGAACAUCUCUCAGAGGAACCGCAGAGAAAGCGCAAACGCGUCGACGAAGGCUCCAUUGACCGUCCUUGGGUCGUGCGCAACGGACAGUGGCGACUGUGCCUGCAGCCGAGGGCGAAGGGCGAUGGUAUGGAUUUUAUCAUGGUGGCAGUCAAGUUGGACGUGUUUACGCGGCAGCGAACGCGCAAUCGGAUGAGGACGUUUCUGGGGUCCUAA